GUGUGUGUAUUGUGGGGGGGGGCGUGUGCGCUGUCACGGAUCACAUGACGCAGAAUAUGGCCUCUUCACUUGAUUUCGUCCUCUUGACAGUCGACAGCUGUGUCUUCUAGCUCUGUUGCCACCGAAAAACUCCCGUUAAACACCGAAUCUUGCACUCCAGACCCUCCCGAGCUACGGCCACACCGAAUAACGGACCAUGGCGGACCAAGCAUAUGUGACUCUGGCCACAAAUGACAACUAUGCCAAAGGAGCAAUGGUUCUGGGGAGGUCGCUACGCAACCAUAACACAACCAAACAACUGGUGGUUCUGAUUGGACCACACGUAGCAGAGCCCUGCAGGGCCAUGCUGAGUAGCAUCUAUGACGAGGUGUGUGUGGUGGAUAUCUUGGACUCUGGGGACACGGCCCAUCUGGCCCUGAUGAAGAGACCAGACCUCGGAGUGACCUUCACCAAGCUGCACUGCUGGACACUCACACACUACACCAAGUGUGUGUUUAUGGACGCAGACACACUGGUGUUGUCCAACAUCGAUGAGCUGUUUGAGAGGGAGGAGUUAUCUGCUGCGCCUGAUCCUGGUUGGCCAGACUGUUUCAACUCCGGCGUGUUUGUCUUUAAACCAUCCAAUGAAACAUACCGCAGCCUUAUGACACACUGCACUGAGAACGGCAGCUUUGACGGUGGGGACCAAGGAGUUCUGAACAGUUUCUUCAAUACCUGGUCAACAGCAGACAUUUCCAAACACCUGCCUUUUAUCUACAACCUCAGCAGCAUCGCUAUAUACACCUAUCUACCAGCUUUCAAACAGUACGGUCAUGAGGCUAAGGUGGUCCACUUCCUGGGGAAGGUGAAGCCGUGGAGCUACUCCUAUGACACCCAGACUGGGAAGGUCAAAGGUCACACCCUGACCCCUGGCUCGGGUGACCUGCACCCUGACUUCCUGGUUCAGUGGUGGAACCUCUACUCCUCUGGGGUCCUACCUGCUCUCAGAGACUCAUAUGGAGACGCACUGUUCUGCUCCGGCUGCACUGAGGAGGAGGUCUGUGACAGUGUGGUUGAGAUCAUCCUCCCGCCUCCCCCCCAGGCGCCCCAGGUGUCCAGUGAGGAGAGGAGGCAGCGAUGGGAGGCGGGCCAGGCGGACUACAUGGGAGCCGACUCCUUCGAAAGCAUCCAGAGGAAACUGGACUGCUUCCUCAAGUAGAGGGCCAGAGGAGGGAUGACGGACGGAAAGGGCAUCUAUUGGCAGGCCUGAGAUGCGUCAGUCAGGGCGGGGAUCAACUGGCAUUCGACCAAUCAGAAGAGAAAGCGGUAGAGGAUGACGUAUUGAAAAACAGUCCCAUCCUGGGCCUCUCUCUCUCUCUCUCUGUUUUUCUCUCUCGGUGUGUGUGCGUGUUUGUGUGUGCGCGUGUGGCCUGGUCCUGCAGAAAUAACCCCUGCAGAGACAGGUCCAUUCAGUGUUUGAACACCAGUUUACUACACUAUGCAACCCCCAUACCACCACCUCAGCGCAGAAGCCUUGGUCAGUACGUAAUGACUCAGUAAUAACCUCACUGUGAUUCUGCCUCACCAAGUCCCAUCCAGACCCAAUGACUCUAACAGCUCUAACCCAGUUACUCAGUCAAGCCUGAUAAUGAUAGAGAGAGGGAAGUUGUGCUUUUACUCUUUAAAGUAUUCAGAGAUGCGUGGGUAUGAAGUAUUUCCCUCUAUAAAAUGGAAGAACUGUUAUUUUGAAAACUAAAGUUUGCAUCCCAGCGGUUAUUUUUGCUCUCCAUAUGCGUGUUGUGCAUGGUUGUUUCUUUAUAUUAUGAUUAUUGUGAAGGAAGCUCGUUUCUAAAGUGGAAAACCCACCGUAGCACUUGUCAUUUCGCCAUGUCCUGUUUGUUGUCAUCACUUCCUGUUGGGUUUCAUCACUUUCUGUGUAGUCUGACCAGUUGCCUUACCACCGUUAAAGACUCUUAUUAUACAACUAGGCCUAUUCUAGUUGUCGCCUUUCAGUUUACAGAAACACUUCUCUGCUGCUGCCAAACCCCCCUCCCCUCCACCUCUACUCCAUUCAUCCCUCCUACAGACUUACCUCUACGCUCCUCCACCUCUACUCCAUUCAUCGCUCCUACAGACUUACCUCUACGCUCCUCCAGCUCCACUCUACUCCAUUCAACCCUCCUACAGACUUACCUCUACGCUCCUCCACCUCUACUCCAUUCAUCGCUCCUACAGACUUACCUCUACGCUCCUCCACCUCUACUCCAUUCAACCCUCCUACAGACUUACCUCUACGCUCCUCCAGCUCCACUCUACUCCAUUCAACCCUCCUACAGACUUACCUCUACGCUCCACUCUACUCCACCCUCAACUUGACACCCCCCAUCUCCAUCUCCAACUCAACUCACCCCUCCUACAGCCCCACCUUGUCAACCCCCCCUCCACCACCCUCCAACAUCACCACCCUGAUGUCUCUUCCUCUCCCAGAAGUGUGUACCUUCAUCCCACCUUGUGGAUUUAAAAGGAAUGGACUGGUGUGAGGAAAAUCAUAUCAGAUAUUAUUUUGACAUGGUGAAAACUCAAGUCCAUGAUUUAAUCCAAUGCUUUUACAUCCAUGAAGGGGACAGAGUGAGCAGGUCAAGUGCACACGGGGGCAUAAGGCCAGUAGGGAAUCAUAACACACACACAGCCUAUAAUGAUCUAGUAAGUAAUGAGACGUAGUAGUUUUGUGGUUCCUCUUAACACACCCACAAACUGCUCUAUAGAGAAGUUUCCAAAGCUGUGAAACCUUGUGUGUUCUGAACACGCCCCGGUAGUUGUCACUGUUUCUGCUCUCUGUAGACACCUAAUAAAGGACUGGUGAAGAA
Messenger RNA from Salmo salar (Atlantic salmon), 2846 nucleotides. Its product is annotated as glycogenin-1. NCBI's taxonomy places the organism in Eukaryota, Metazoa, Chordata, Actinopteri, Salmoniformes, Salmonidae. Gene Ontology annotation, molecular function: glycosyltransferase activity. The record is from RefSeq and is a predicted model, not a curated record.